GCGCAGUAGCGUUACGCCCGGUCAGCCUAUGGUCGCAGUGGGGUGAGCGCCGGCCGCGGGGCCCGGAAGGUGGGGAAAUCCCGUCCCGGUGCCAGCGCCGGCCGUGUCUGAUUCCGGGUCCAGGGACGCUGAGCGUCAGUCGUCAGACUCAACAGAGCAGCAGCCGACUUCGUGACCGCGACGUUUCUUGGUCUUCUGUGCAGUGUGUCGCCUUAGCAAGCCAUCAGGGGUCAGAUCGAUCAGCGUGUCAGCAGGUCAGCGCCUCAGAUCAUCGAAGAUGUCAACCGACACUGGGAAAAAUCACCGAAGGCCUCUCCCAUUGCUCUGCAGAAAUUACAACAAAAAAUGUGGAUGUUCCCGAGAAAGUUGUGAAGAUUUGCACUUGUGCUAUUACUUUCUCAUCAGGGAAUGCUUAAACAAGGAGUGCUCCCGGUCGCACACUUUGGAAACACCCAGAAAUAUCAUGACCCUUGAGAACUUGGGUUUUAAGGGCAAGGAUGAUCUCGAUCUGGUGUUAACCAGCAUGCAGCGCAAAAUGCGCGGGGUGCGUAUCAACUUGUGCUACACAUACAACGCGAACGAGUGUGCGUCCAGCGGAUGCCGCCGGUUACACCUGUGCUACCCAUAUGUGCUCGGUAGGUGCACGGAGGACGAGUGUGAGCUGAGCCACAGCGUCACCGAUGGAGAGCACAACCUCAAGGUGCUCCGAGAGGCCGACAUGGCCAACGAGCCCGCCUCCUUGGUGGUGCAGACACUGGCCGAGGUUCUGACCGAGUGGCCUCUUCGGCUUACUAUUUGUCGCGACUUUUGGCGCAAUCCAGGUGGAUGUGAAGGGCGCUGCCGUCGACUGCAUGCGUGUCCUUCGUACAUUAAAGGGAAUUGCUGGUACGGGGAACGUUGCUACAAAAGGCACAACUUGUGCGAUCCGCACAACCAGCGUGUGCUGGCGUUUUUUGGCUGCACGGAGGCCGAGGCGCUGGCCCAGUUUGCCGCCCGGAACAUGGCUGCCGCUGAGUAUGCGGGAGGCGGCAGUACUGCUGAAGCAGAACACUGUGGAGAGCUGGGAGCGGCAGUGGACGCCAGAGUCCGGAAGGAGCAGUCCGAUGGGCUCUCAGAUGAGCAGAAACUGAUCGAAUAUCUGCAGCAGUUUCGGCUUCGGAAGGUCCAGCGUGAACAGGAGCGCCAAAAACGCCGAGAGCGGCUUCAGCACAUAGAGAGGCAGAUCGAGCGCCAGGGAGAGGGGGACACCGACCCAGGGCACUAUUAUACGAGUGCUAGCUCUCUGCAACAGGAGCCCAGAACAUGCAAGGAGAAGCUCAAACUUCAAGUCAAGCAGUUGCUCGAAGAGCAAGAACAACAUGUCCGAGAUCUGGCUCGAUUCAAGAAGCUCUUCAGCACACAGCUGGAGUGCAUGAAGUGUGUCGUCUGCAAAGGCGUGUUCAAACGUCCCGUCACUCUGAGCUGCUCUCACACGUUUUGUGAGGCGUGUGUCAGUGUGGAGAGUCGGCGACGACAGUCAGAGGCCUGUCCGCUCUGCUUCCAGCCGGUGUAUGCCACGACGCGCUGCUCAGUUCUCGACAAGAUACUCGUCUCUCUGGCGGAUAUACCGCUGUAGAGAAGACAGGGGACGUUCAGCGACUGCUGGUGAGCUCACGUCUUCUCGCCAUUGCCUUUGAAAACGGAGCGGGGUGCCUUACAUGCUGGAGGAGGAAGUCCAAGGCAGUGGCCAGGGUGAACUUCGUAAAUCUGGAGGUUGGACCAAGGAGUUGGACUAUAUACGUCCAGACCAUCAUUGCGUUUCCAUUUUACUGUUUCGCUCGUUGCCAAAGGCGCUGAGGUCUUUCGCUGCAGCUGAGAAGAGAAAUCUGGCAAGUAACUAUAGACAACACAGAGAUCAUAGAACAUGGUAUUUGUAAUUGUACUAAGAUUAUACUCGUAUCUGGCCUGUUGUGUACUAUUAUGACGAAGUAAAAGUUUUUGUUGUUUCAUUUCUUCGAUUAUGUCUACUGAUCAGUUCUCAGUUACAUUCAGCCUGCAUGAUGAACACAAGCUACGGAAACGGAGUCAUUUGCUAUGCGUUUUAUUGCUGUUGCCUUGCUUAUGCGCAGUUCGUUACAGGGACCCGGGAACGAUUUUCAAGUUGGGGGGGCGAGCCUAAAAUACCUUACAUGAUGCAUAUUGAAACAGUGGCGAAGCUAGGGGUCUAAGGGGACACUUACCCCCCCCCCCCCAUCGGGAUAAAGGGGACCCUCGGGUCUGAGGGGCCCUGCGGCGCCAUUUGACCGCUGAAGGUUAACGAUGGCCAUAUUUCUACUCAGAAGGGCCCCAUGGGGCUCGUCAGAGCACCUCAUGGACCCUAAAUAGCCACACUAAGAUCUCCAUAAGGGUCCGACGCCGGCGUCUGAGGGCCUCUUGCGGCUUUUAAGGACACCUCAGUGAUCUCCAAAGGCCCAUUACUGGCCUCUGAGAGGUCUUACCGGCCUAUGAGGUGCCAGUUCUAGGGGCAUUUCCCGCCUGUGAUGGUCCCACACUUAAUUUUCUGAGGGCCCCAUAACGGCAUCUGUGGGGCCCUCGUCGGCGCCUAUGAGGGCCUGUCUCUAAGGACCCCACAGGACUUCUUCUGCCGGCGUAAGGUCCCCUUGCCAGUCACUGAGACUCCCUGCCGGCUUGUAGAGAGUUCGCGUCAGCAGCACUAAAGGCCCCACACCCGUCUGUAACGGCCCCACACCAGCGUCUAUGAGGAUCCACCACUAAAGGCCCCACACCCGUCUGUAACGGCCCCACACCAGCGUCUAUGAGGAUCCACAGCAACGCCUGUAACUUGUAAGGACCCUCAUCGGCGCCUCUGAGAGAAUCACACUAGCGCCUCUGAGCGCCCACACCGGCACCUGCAUGGCGGCCCCACACCAGUGCCUCUAAAGGCCCCUUACCGGCGGCUCUGGGGGCCCUACGCCGGUGAUUCUGGGGGUGCUACCGAUAACCGAAGGCACCACACAAGCCCUUAGUGUCGCUGAGCUUUAAUCCCAUACCGGCCCUCCGAGAGCGCCACGUCAUUGCACUCAUUGCCCCACACCCCUCCAUCACAUCCGGAGCGGGUAAACUGUGUUAUACCUAUAAUAGCAACGAUUUUACCACCGUUGUACGUUAUGUAUUUCUCAAAGUUGAUUCAAGCUGGUGCAGUAUAAAAUCUGGCCUGCCAAACUUAUGGCCACGAUCAAGCCCAAAUCAAAGCGGGAUGACAAUAGUCAAUAGCAGAUGUUGUCAAAUCGAUACCUACUGUAUCAGCAGAAACCAUUCAGAUGGCAAGGAAAAUGCCAUGUGUCGAUGCGUAGAUGUAUGAAGGAAACAAGAAGGAAAAAAGUCCGGAAAAGGGAGGAAAGAUCUUUUCUCGCUGCCACAAUGUUGAGGGGGCGCCGCCCCCUCGGCUCUCAAGUUGGGGGGGGGGGCAAGCGCCCCCGCUGCCCCCCCCCCCUGUUCCCGGGUCUAUGGUUCGUUACAUUAUGUUAGCAUUAGGUAUUCGUUACCUUUGCAUUGGUGCACCUCUGUUAUGUGUCGAGCUAAGCUACUUAGUUCGCCAUUGUAACCGAUUAUGUAUACAUUACGCCGUUAAAAUAUAGCGUCCUACCCUACUGCAUGUCAUUAA
Molecule: messenger RNA, 3643 nt
Organism: Amphibalanus amphitrite
Lineage: Eukaryota; Metazoa; Arthropoda; Thecostraca; Balanomorpha; Balanidae
Product: U-scoloptoxin(19)-Tl1a-like
Exons: 2
Coding region: 278-1615 (445 amino acids)
Molecular function (GO): metal ion binding
Source: RefSeq, a predicted model, not a curated record